AUACCUCAAUUCGUACAGUUUGAAUGAAAAUGGCCACCGUAGGUUAGUAUAGAGAACUCUGUAAAAGUUCGACCGACAAGUGAAUCGACCAUUUCCUCAUCUUUCAAGUAAGUAAGAACUUUUAGAACGCUUCUCUCUCUCUCUCUCUCUCCCUUGGUUUAUAGAUGUAUACUUAUCAAUUUUAUCGUCUUCCUCUAAAAGCAAUAAAACAAACCUAUUCAAACCCUGACAGAAUGAGUUUGUAACGGGAAAAUAUCGACCAACUGAUUUAAAAGUUUGCAAUGGAGACCACCAGACUUAUUGAAAAGAGCCAAGAGUGCCCUUAUGUCAAGGCCAACAUUUUUUCGAGACUAUGUUUCUGGUGGAUGACUUCGUUUAUAAGAAGAGGUGCAAAGGAAGAACUCGUACCAGAGACUGUAUUUGAAACGCUACCAGAACUAAAGUCACUUCCAGCUUACGAAGAAUACCGAGUAUUUUCCCGCAGAGAAGAAAUUAAGGACAAAGAACUGAGAAUGGGUACUGUAAUGAAUGCCGUUAGAAAGCUCGUUUGCAAAUAUUUAGCCUGGUCCGUUUUCCUAAAUAGCAUGACGGACCUACUCGUCUUGGCUAGUACAAUUUCAUAUUACCAGCUUUUGCGCCAGUUUAGUUUGAAUACGAUGGUUGUUCCUUUAGAAUAUGGCCUACUUUCUGGAAUAUUUUUAAUACACCUACUAGCCGAUAUUCUAAUAACUUAUUGUAAUUUUCUUGAACUUGUUGGUGGUCUUCGAGCUAAAACCAUCAUAAGAGGCGUCAUCUAUCAGAAGCUCCUCUCCGUUAGCAAGACUGCAAAACAUAACGUUACUUCCGGUAGAAUUCUAACAUUGAUUACGAGCGAUACGGAACAAGUUAUGGACUGUCUAUCAUUUUUGCAGUUUAUCAUAACCUCACCAGUAAUGUCUAUUGUAUUAGUUAUUAUAAUAUCUAUGGAAAUUGGUUUCAACGUCACAAUCGUCAUGAUAAUCACAUUAGCCGUCAUCGUUUUCAUUCAAACUAUCUUAAGUUACCUCUCUGGAAGUUAUUACGGAUGGAUCACCUUCUUUUCCGAUAAGAGGGUAAAUAGCGUUAGGGAACUUUGUUCCGCCAUAAAGCUGAUUAAGAUGAACGCCUGGGAACGUAACUUUGAGGGUAAAAUAAAGGAACAGAGGAGGAAAGAACUAUUAGUUAAUUUUAAAUCGCUUAUAAUCGAAGCCAUACCAAACGCUAUGGGUAUUGUUGCACCGCAUAUCGUCCUAUUCGCAGUUCUGGCAUCCAUGUACUGGUUCAAACAAAUUGAGCACUUGAACGUAGCUCAAUUCUUAUAUAUAUCACUCAUGCUGGGAACUUUCGAAGACCAUCUAUUUAAUACAUUCGCAACCGCUAUGUUCCACAUAGCCGAAGCGUACGAAAGCCUUGAAAGAAUUAUGGAAUUUCUCAAACUUCCCGAUAGAGAGAAUAAAAUUGUUAGGGAUGAUUCCAGCGAAAACGAGCAAACGAUAGCGUUGGAGGACGUUUCGGCCACGUGGGAUGAUAACGUUGACACUCCCAUUCUAAAGAAUAUUAACCUUAGUAUGAAACCUGGUCAAGUCUACUGCGUUAUAGGUACAAUUGGAUGUGGAAAGUCGACGCUUCUUCAAGUUCUUAUGGGCGAAUUAAACACCCUUAGUGGUUCGAUAAUAAGGAAGGGAAGGCUUAAUUAUUCGCCCCAAGAACCAUGGGUAUUUGGUGAUACAAUCAGAGAAAAUGUAAUAUUUGGAGAGCCAUUGGAUUUGGUCAAGUUGCAAACAGUCUACGAAGUUAGCAAACUGAUUGAAGAUAUUGGAAAAUUUCCUCUUAAAGAUCAAACCAUUGUGGGCGAAAGAGGUUUAAAAGUAAGCGGAGGUCAAAGGGCAAGAAUAAGUCUGGCCAGAGCACUCUAUAGAGAAUCGGAUAUAUACCUCUUAGACGAUCCUUUGAGUGCUCUAGACGCCAAUAUAGGAGAGCACGUCUUUCAAUUUGCCAUAAAAGAUUAUCUUAAAUCAAAGACAGUCCUUUUAGUAACGCACCAAACUCAGUAUUUGAAAAAUGUUGAUAAAUCAUUAAUAAUUAGUGAUGGAGAAAUGUCGGAGUAUACUGUCGACAAGGAUGAAGAUGAGCAACUACAGAUAUUAUCAAAAGAAGUUUACAAAGUAGGUAAACACGAUGAUGCAACAGAAAAGAAAGACUACUUGGAGAGGACUGGCCAGGGAUUCGUUAAUUGGGGUGUUCAUUGGUAUUAUAUGAAAAAAGGCUCCCUCUUUCUUCUAUUUCUGGGCGUCCUCUUUCUUCUGGUCGUCCUCUUCAUAACAUUAAUAAUUGAUAAGAAUACCGCCGAGGUUAUUGAAUUAAACUUUGGAAAUUAUGCCGCCUACCGGCAAGCAUUAAUAUUCUACGCUGCUGGAAUAGGAUUUCUAACUUUGGCCAGUUUAGGCGUUGAAUUUAUAUUUGCCGCCUUUAAUACGAGAGCCUCCAUACUGAUUCACGCCGACAUGCUUAAAGAGGUCAUUAGGGCUAAAAUGAUGUUUUUCGACUCUCAGAGAAUAGGAGUAAUCCUCAACCGAUUCUCUAAAGAUAUUAUGGCCGUAGAUCACGUACUCUUUUUGGUUUUUGCCACCUUCAUCUAUUUAGUCCUGCAAUUAUGCUUUAGCGUCUCGUUUACCCUCUACGUCUAUCCUAUGUCUGGCAUUAGUUUUGCCCUAAGCAUCAUACUCAUAUUUAUAGUAUUCAAAUUCGCAACGAAAACAAUUUUUGUCCUAAAGAGAUUGAGCUCAAGCAGCCAUAGUCCCGUGCUCUCUCACGUCAGCGAUACUAUCGACGGUCUAACCGUUAUUAGAUGCCACGAUGUUCAACAGAGAUUCUGGGAAAAGUAUUCAGAGUUGUUGGAUGAGAAUAAUCGUAUGAUUUUGGCGUUGAAUUCGUCCUAUUUCUGGCUGAGAACAAUGAUAACAAGUAUCGUUUUCCUUAUCCUAAUGGCAACUUCUAUAAUCAUGUUGAGAUUUACUACUCUCUCAGUAACGCUCCUAGGUUUGGUCAUACAAUAUAUCCUUCAUGUGUCUGAACCUCUGCAGACCAUAUUUCAAACGUUUAUCCGCAUGGAAGACGCGUUUACUUCGGUCGAACGUGUUAUCGACUAUACUGAAUUGGAUAAAGAGAAAAAAGAGUUUAAAGAACUUCCAACAGAUAUGAUGUGGCCUAGAAACGGUUCGCUAACCUUUAAAAAUGUCAGUCUAAAAUACGAAGGUACUGACGAUUACGCCUUGAAAAACUUUUCUCUUGAAAUAGAAAGUGGUAAAAAGGUUGGCAUUGUCGGCCGAACAGGAGCGGGAAAAUCCACAAUCGUUUCUGCCAUUCUUAGACUUGUUGAACCUGAAGGAGAAAUCAUCCUGGACGGUAUUAACCUCUUCAAUUUACCUCUAGCAAUUGCCAGAUCUUCAGUAUCAACGAUACCCCAAGAUAUGUACUUGUUUACGGGUACUGUAAGAUCAAAUAUAGAUCCGAAUAGCAUCUAUUCUGACCAGGAAAUAUGGAAUAGUCUCGAAUGCGUAGGAAUGGCGCCAAAGAUAAAAUUACUACCAGAUACUAUCUACGCAAAAGUUGUAGAUAACGGAGGAAAUUUUAGCGUUGGAGAGAAGCAAAUGUUGUCAUUGGCGAGAGCCUUUCUUCGAAAGGCUAAUGUCCUAAUUCUGGACGAAGCAACUGCAAAUAUAGAUAAUGAAACUGACACCCUUAUACAGGACUGUAUUAGGGAACAUUUUCAUUAUUGUACUAUUAUUACUAUUGCUCACCGUAUUAAAACAAUAAUGGACUACGAUAUGAUUCUCGUUAUCGAUAAAGGUGAACUCGUAGAAAAAGGCACUCCCGAUCAACUGAUAUCGAGUGGCGGCCUAUUCAACGAACUCGUUAAGAAGAGUACAGAUUCAGUAAUGGCAUAG
This is a messenger RNA of Dimorphilus gyrociliatus, 3965 nucleotides long. NCBI's taxonomy places the organism in Eukaryota, Metazoa, Annelida, Polychaeta, Dinophilidae. The record is from the annotation of a GenBank genome assembly.